AGAUUAUGAUGAAGAGUAGCUGGUGCUCUAGCGAACCGUGUUAGUUGAUAAGCUUUUGCGAGUCGGAACAAAUCGCUAUUCCAUAUUAUACACGUAGCACAAAUCCGCCGCUAGUCAAACACACAGUCGAGAUGUUGCUAAUUUUAACCCUCAUAUUUGCCUCCAUCGGCUACGUUCUGUUCAAUUACCACAAAACUAGACAGAAACUGCUGAAAAUUAAAUCGCACUUCGAUGGUCCCGAGUCACAUUAUUUCUGGGGAACGAUGCCGAUGUUUGUUGGCAAAAGUAUUCCAGAUAUAUUUGAUAUGGUGACCGGAUUGCAUAAUAUUCACGGUGAAGACAUUGUUAUCUUAGCGGCCUUCAACGAGCUGGUGCUAGAUUUGUCCAGUUCGAAAAAUGUGGAGAAGGUUCUGCUGGCCAAGUCCAUCAGAAAAUCAUUUGCGUAUGACUUCAUGGAGCCAUGGUUAGGAACUGGAUUACUGAUUUCAACUGGUGAAAAGUGGUUCCGAAGACGGAAAAUCAUCACUCCGACUUUCCAUUUCAAAGUGCUGGAAAACUUUCUGGACGUGUUCAACAAAGAGGCGGAUAUUUUGGUGACAAAGCUUGAACGGCAUGCGGGAAAAGGAGAGUUUGAUAUUUAUGAUUAUGUCACGCUAUACGCGCUGGACAGUAUUUGCGAAACAUCAAUGGGCGUUCAGGUCCAUGCUCAGGAUGACCCAAAUAAUGAAUACGCGGUGGCAGUUAAGCAGAUGAGCACCUUUAUUUUGCGAAGAGUGUUUAGCGUUUUGCGCUCGUUUCCUUCGCUAUUUUUCCUGUAUCCGUAUGCUAAGGAGCAAAAGCAAGUUAUCAUGAAGUUGCACAAUUUUACAAAUUCAGUAAUCGACUCGCGAAGAAAAUUAUUGGAACAGGAAAAAUCUACCAGCAAGGUUAUUUUUGAUCUUGACGAAGAAAACAUGUAUUCGAAGCGAAAAAUGACCUUCCUCGAUCUGCUGCUGAACGUUACGGUCGAUGGAAAACCUCUUAGUAGAGAAGAUAUUCGCGAGGAAGUCGAUACGUUCAUGUUUGAGGGACACGAUACUACCACCUCGGGUAUUUCGUUCACUCUUUGGCAUCUGGCCAAGUAUCAAGACGUCCAACAAAAACUUUAUGAAGAAAUCAACAGAGUUUUAGGCAAGGAUAAAACAAAUGCCAAGCUUACCAAUGUGGAAAUUCAAGAGUUAGAAUAUCUGGACAUGGUCGUGAAGGAAUCGCUGCGAUUGAUUCCCCCUGUGCCGAUUAUAGGACGAACAUUGCUAGAAGAUAUGGAAAUGAAUGGAACAACUAUUCCUGCUGGAACUACCAUUUCCAUCAAGAUCUACAACAUUCACAGAAAUCCAAAAAUCUGGCCCGAUCCGGAAAGAUUUGAUCCGGAGAGGUUUUCAAAGACCAACGAAAGUAAACGUGGUCCGUACGAUUACAUCCCAUUUAGUGCUGGACCCCGGAACUGUAUCGGUCAACGGUACGCGAUGAUGGAGCUGAAGGUAACACUUAUCAAACUGUUGGCGAAGUACAAUGUUUUACCUGGGGAGUCGAUGCACAAGAUGAGAUUCAAAACGGAUUUGGUCAUUCGUCCUGACGAUGGCAUUCCUAUCAAGCUAGCGUUACGUGAGCCUUAGGUGAAACGUAGUAUAUCGAUAGAAAUCACACUAAAAUACGAUUGACGAUCGAGUGUAAACGGACGUGUCAUAUUACAAUGUGAUGCAUUUUACGGAAUGAAUGUUGAAACAUUGUACCUAUUAUAAACUGGUUCAGAAAUUGAGCUAAACCACAGGAAUAAUAUCUCAAUAAAACUGAAGAAUACCUAUUAGUCGUUGCACUUUUUUUCAUAAAACGUUUAUUUGACACGGCAUUUGCAAAAGCUUUUUUACGCCGGGAGUUUUUUUUA
Molecule: messenger RNA, 1924 nt
Organism: Topomyia yanbarensis
Lineage: Eukaryota; Metazoa; Arthropoda; Insecta; Diptera; Culicidae
Product: cytochrome P450 4d8-like
Exons: 4
Coding region: 132-1655 (507 amino acids)
Molecular function (GO): oxidoreductase activity, acting on paired donors, with incorporation or reduction of molecular oxygen; monooxygenase activity; heme binding
Source: RefSeq, a predicted model, not a curated record